Pipistrellus kuhlii (Kuhl's pipistrelle) is the source of this 738-nucleotide messenger RNA. Its product is annotated as protein FAM227B. The record is from RefSeq and is a predicted model, not a curated record. The transcript is spliced from 4 exons. NCBI's taxonomy places the organism in Eukaryota, Metazoa, Chordata, Mammalia, Chiroptera, Vespertilionidae. Bases 340 to 579 code for a protein of 79 amino acids.
AAUUCCAGGAUUUAUGUGACUGUUAAGUUCUAGCAUACUGUGGUUGGUGUGGUCCAGAUAACAGGAUACAAGUUUGAAGUGGUCAGUGGGUCUUGUCUUUUUUCAGUCCUCUCAGUAUCACUCCAGACCCAGCAUUCAAUUACACUUGAGACCCCUCAUGCCGGAAGCAAGGCCAGAUCCCUUUUUGUCCCCCCACUAAAGAUACUGUUUAUCUCUCCUGAUGGUCCCAAUUGGAAAUCUUUCCUUAACCAUGAUCUUAUCACACCUCCUGCUCCAACUUACCAUGAUAUUAUAAAGGAGGCAAACAGACAAUUUGCAAAGAACCAAAAGGAUUUUAUAAUGGAAAAGCACAGAUGUAAUGAAGAAAUAAGAAUCAUAAGAGAGCGGCAGCAAAGAAUUGACAAGGAGCUCAAGAGACUCCAAGCAAAGGCUACCAAGAAGCCUUUAGAAAUUGAAAAAGACUAUAAGAAGUUCCUACGUAAACUGCGGAAUGAAGCUAAGUUUGGGAGAGAACUUCUAACAUCGGUGUCAUCAUCAUCAUCAACAGAAGACAAUACCGGGGACGAAGAAGAGCACUGAGAAACCAGAAGUAAACCGUGUUUAAGAUACUGUACACAAGUCAAUUAUUUCAGUUUAACUGUAGCAGUAUGUUUAAUUCUAGUCCAAUCCAUGAGGUUGGGAUUAUUUUUUACAAUUCAUCUUUAAAAAUCUUACAGUCAAUAAAUCCUAGUAAAUCAU